Molecule: messenger RNA, 4268 nt
Organism: Effrenium voratum
Lineage: Eukaryota; Dinophyceae; Suessiales; Symbiodiniaceae
Source: the annotation of a GenBank genome assembly
GCCGAUUCGCAUCGAUCUCGGCGCCCGGAUGGCGCGAUGCCUUGGCUCCCAGAGCGCCACCUGAUACCACGACUGGUGGGCCUCAGCACUACCCUUUGGCUCUGCUGCAAGGUGGGCUCCUGGGUGCGUGGCCUGGGGCGUCUGGGCUCGCUGCUGCUGCGGCUGCUGCGUCCAGGCCGGCUCUGGCGGUGCCCGGAUUAUGGGCACCUCCUCAUGGUGCCGCUCUACCCAGGUAAUCCCCCCUCUACGGAGGCAGCACAGGGCGCCCAGCGCCUCGCUGAGGAGGCGCUGCAGCUCGGCGGCCCCGAGGCCUUGCAGAGGCUCGGAGAGGCCGUGCUGCUGAACCCCACUGACGCGCAGCUGUACCUCGCCCGCGCCAAGCUGUCGAGCAAAGUCCAGGCGCUGGACGACGCGGAGAUGUGCGUCUCCAUCGACGCCAAGAGCGCCGAGGGCUGGCUGGAGAAGGGCAAGGCGGAGUUGGCGCUGAGCCGCUCCAUCGACGCCGCGCAGAGCUUCACCGCGGGGCUGCAGCUGGCGCCGGAGGACCCGCAGCUGCAGAGGUACGCAGCCCUGCGGGCGGAGCCAACGCCCAACAUCCUGCAGCAGUUCAAGGAUCUCUUCUUCACCGCGCGGUUGGGCCUGGAGAAUCUCUUCCGCACCCUGGAGGACCCCACGAAGACCAACGACGCCUUUGUGGAGAGCAAUGCAGCAGUCUUGGAUACGCAGCUCGGCCUGCUCGCCCAGACGUUGCAUGUGAACACCUGCGUCCUCUUCGACUCUUCUCGGCUCUGCGACGCCUAUGAGCAGAUCGUGCGCGCCUGCGCACAGCUGGUGUCCAAUGCUCCAGCCUCCUUCUCAAGAAGGCUCCAGCAUGCCGAGAACAUCGUCGAGGGCUUGAGCUUGGCCCUGCGCAUCGGGUGGCACAUCCACCACGGCAUCGCCAAGCACGCGGCCACGGCGCUCAUCGUCCUCGCCACGUCCCCCGGCGCCGCGGAGCCGCUGCGGCGCCUCGCGGUGCGGCAGCUCCUCGGAGGCCUCCUCCGCUGGCUGCUGGAUGCGCGCCCGGAGCCUGACCGCGAAGAGGGGGAGGAGAUCUGCGGAUGCAACUGCCCCGUGCCGUGGAAGGCUGCCGCGUGCUUCCUGGAGCGUCUCUUUGAGCCGGGGCGGCCGCAGGCACUCGUGCAGCAAGAGUGCGAGAACUGGCCGGACACGGUGCAGCUCUGUCAGUGGCUCACCUUGUCGGUGCGCGACUACCACGCCACGCCUUUGGGCCUCGUGGCGCUGCUGCAGUUCCCCAAGGUGGCCCAGCAGGCCAUGCGCUCCCUCGCCAAGGUGGAUUUCUUCAUCGCGCCCCACAUCUUCGGCGAGGACUUCGGCGAGGACGACCUCGAGGACGAGUCCGAGGGCCCGGAGGACCUGGACCCGGACCUCCCCUGGUGGCGCGCCGCCCAGAUGAGUCGCCAACCGCGGGCCUGGCGCCACGUGCGGUUUUUGGAGGCCGCCGCCCAGGCGAACGACGCGACCGGGGGGUCAGCGUCUUCAGCCGGCCCCGUGCCGGUUCCGGCCGCUCCUUUUGGGGCUCAGGUGCCGGGCCUGGACGUGGAAGGCCGGGACGCCUCAAUGCUGCGUUGGAUCCCGGAUCCUCCACCACCGCCCCCGCAGAGACUGGGAGAGUGGCUCAUGAACUCCUUGGGCUACCUCUUCCUUUUCAUCGAAGGUGAUGCGCUCUUCACGGUCUAUGCUUGCCGUGCACUGCAGGCUCUUGCCAAAGCCGACCCUGAAGGCGAUGGCGAGUCCCGACUUCUGCGGGGCUUGUGGCUGGGAGUGCCCUUACUCAGCAAGCUGUCGUUGGCGGCGUGCACCAACACGGCGGCGCUGGAUCUGUUGCACUGCUUGCUGGGCGCCAAGUGCCCCAGCGCCCGCGCCGGGCUCCGCUCCGCGGUGCGGUCCCUGGCGAUGGCCCUAGCCACGGAGGACGGUGCCCGGGAGGACGCCGCGGGCACCGCGGACAUGGCCGCGGCGAACUUCUCCCCGGGUGCGCCGGAAGCGCUGCUUCCGCCCGACGCGCCGAUGCGGGAGGACCUAGGCGACAUGCCGAACAACCUUUUGCUGACCCACGAUGAUGACCUCGUGCCAUCCUGGGCGGAAUUCCAUCACGAGCUCUUUCAGGAACUGGCAUGCCCCAAUUCCAGAGACGGGUCCAGCACGCCGGACUUGGUCACCUUGGCCAACUUCGAGACUAAGGCGAGCCUCUUGGCGGAGCAUGCCACCGUGCACGCGGUGGCCAGUGACUCGGAGCGGACGGUCAGAUACACCUGCUCCGCCGUGCCCGCAGCGUGGAAUCGGAGUAUGCUGAGUAUCGAUGUGGACACGGGCGAGGCUUCGACCCCUGAGCCUUGGCAAACGGCUUCGGCGCAGAGACUGAAGGUCUUCCACGACGAUGGCUGCGCGGUCGGCUCAGAUGAAUACGUCCAAGACACCAGGAAGCAGAACAAGGCAGUGUUGAUGUCGCGGCGCUCCAUUCGCUCGAGCCACAAGGUGCACAACUGGGCGCAGGCGGUGGCCUCGGCCGAGGAGGCGGGCGCCGGCGUGGUGGUGGUCUUCAAUGACCUCGACGCCUUGGAGCCCUUCCGUAUGGGCCUCUUCGGGGAGAAGCUCCCGAAUAUCCCGGCCUUCAUGGUGAGCGGCAAGGACGGCCAAGCGCUUUGCGCUGCCAGAGACUGUGACAUCCUCAUUGUCAGGUCCGUCCUCACCUCCUCCUCCACUACACCGCCUUGGCCUUUGGCGGGUGGGCGCCUUGCGGACAUUGCCCAGGCGUGGAGCCUUUUGGAGGCCAUCUCGGACCACGACGGGGAGUUGGAGGAGUUGCUGCAGCGGAUGAGCGUGCCAGAGAAGAGGGUUUGGAUGACACGACGCCUCGUGCGUCACCACCGGCACCAAGCGGAGGGCGAGGAGCUGGAGCCGGCCCUCGCCUUUGUGGAAGCCGACCGGUGGCUGGCGCCGGAGAAGCAGUUGGAAGCUCUGCGCCAGCAGUUCCGGGAGCAGACGGGGCUCGGGGCGCCCGACGUUUGCGGGGAGUUCGAGGUCCGCUUCCGCGGGGAGCAGGGCGUGGGCAGUGCGGUGGCCAGGGAGUGGAUGGACCUCAUCGCCCGGGAGGCCUUCCUGCAACCCAAGCUGCGGCUCCUGCGGAGCUUCGACCAGCGGCAGACCUUUUGGCCCGACGCCGCUGCACCCUUUUGCAACAGCUGCUGGAAGAUGGACUAUGAGAUUUUGGGUUGUCUGGUGGGCCUCGCGCUGUGGCAGAACUGCACCUUGGAUCUGCCGCUGCAUCCCCACGUCUGCGCCCUGCUCUUUGGCUUCCCCGAGGGCAAAAUCUCGACCAGCCUGGCAGACAUGGACCCAGACCUGCAGAAGAACAAAGUGGACUGGCUCUUGGCCAAUUCGUUGGAGCAGCUGGGCAUCGAUCUCUCCUUCUCGGACCCCUUGGGGGUGGAGGAGGAGAGCGAGGGCGGAGAGCCCUUGCCGGCGCUGGUGCGGGCGGACGAUCGGCUGGCCGGCGCGGAGACGGAGAGCUGCGUCUUGCGGCGGGUGGGUGCUGCGGAGGUGGCCCUGGCGGAUGAGGACACGGUGACUGACCAGAACAAGGAGCUCUUCGUGUCGCGGCUGGUCGAGUGGCGGCUCCAGCAGAGCGUUUCGCUGCAGGUCGAGGCCAUGGCGAAAGGCCUCAGCAAGGUCUUGCCCGCGAGCCUGCGCCAGGAGAUGCACAGCUUGCUGACGCCGCUGGAGAUCGCCCAGCUGCUGUCGGGCCUGGGCUCUUUGUCGGUGGAUGACUGGGAGAGUCACUCCGUUUGCACCCACGGCCUCUCCAAGGAGAGCCCUGUGGUGCAGUGGUUCUGGCAGGUGGUGCGUGGCUGGGCAAAGGAGGAGGAGGCGAUGCUGCCGCAGCUGCUGCAGUUUGUGACCGGCUCCGCUCGCGUGCCCGUGGGGGGCUUCAGCGAGCUCGUGGGUUUCAAUGGCGCGAAGCACGCCUUCACCCUGGCGGGGGCGAGUCACUUGUCGCCGCAGGCGCUGCCGGUGGCCCACACCUGCAUCUGCACGUUGGACAUGCCUCCCUACACGGACUUCGAGACGAUGCGCCACAAGAUGACGCAGAUGCUGCGGCUGGGCCGUGCGCAUUUCGACGAGGGCGCUGGACAAGCUGGACAGGAGUGAGCCUGGACUGGCCGGAAGCAAAGCGACCGGAAACUUGACCCUUUGGGUUUGCCCCA